Helianthus annuus (common sunflower) is the source of this 436-nucleotide messenger RNA. Its product is annotated as zinc finger CCCH domain-containing protein 46. Lineage: Eukaryota; Viridiplantae; Streptophyta; Magnoliopsida; Asterales; Asteraceae. The coding region runs from base 20 to 370 and encodes 116 amino acids. The transcript has 2 exons. Gene Ontology annotation, molecular function: RNA binding. The record is from RefSeq and is a predicted model, not a curated record.
AGCAGCAGCAGCUGCAUUGAUGAUGGGUGAUGAGUUUCACAAAUUCGGUCGGUGUCGACCCGACCGAAAUGAUUUUGGAUCAAUGGGUUUCGGGAACUCGAAUUCGAGUUCGCGACAAAUUUAUUUAACUUUUCCGGCUGAUAGUACUUUUAAAGAGGAAGACGUUUCGAAUUACUUCAGCAUGUUUGGACUGGUUCAAGAUGCGAGGAACCCGUAUCAGCAAAAACGGAUGUUCGGGUUUGUUACGUUUAUGCUUCCAGAGACUGUUAAAGCGAUUUUGGCAAAGGGAAACCCACACUUUGUUUGUGAUUCACGGGUGCUUGUUAAGCCAUAUAAAGAAAAGGGAAAAAUACUCGACAAGUAUGAAUGAAUAUUUUCGAUUUCUUUUAAAACAUAUUUGAUUAUUCGUCUUAAAUUUGUUAAUAAAUUGCAUAUU